Messenger RNA from Octopus bimaculoides (California two-spot octopus), 4317 nucleotides. RefSeq lists its product as uncharacterized. NCBI's taxonomy places the organism in Eukaryota, Metazoa, Mollusca, Cephalopoda, Octopoda, Octopodidae. Gene Ontology annotation, cellular component: nucleus. Gene Ontology annotation, biological process: regulation of transcription by RNA polymerase II. The record is from RefSeq and is a predicted model, not a curated record. Gene Ontology annotation, molecular function: RNA polymerase II cis-regulatory region sequence-specific DNA binding; DNA-binding transcription activator activity, RNA polymerase II-specific.
GUAUGACAAGUUCCACAUGGAGCGUAGGAACAUGGUAUUAGUCACCUGAAGACUACUCAUUCAGUCACAUCACAUACCAUAGUCAAAACAAGAAGUGGAUUUAACCAAAUGUCCAGGAGGAUACCAUCAGACUUAGAGAGGCAUAAAAUUAUGAAAGUGUUCCCCACAACAGUUACUAUGGAUUUACCAGAUCGCUUACGUGACUUUGACUUUCCAAACAUUGAAGACAAGGAUACCCUCAAGGAUCUCUUUACUCUAGAUGCAGCACUGAGAGUAGAUAUUGGGCAAGAUUGCAGCGGACAAGAAAAUAAGUUAAAAGAAGAGCCGGAUGCUGACUUAUUGGCCAACCCUGAAGAUGGCCCACCUGAUGACAAAAAGGCUUUCUUUGGACACCCCUUAACGGCUGCUACAUCAGCCAUCAACGGUGAUGACACACAGGCUCUGAGAGCGGCACUUCAACAUGAAUACAUGAACUUUUCAACUAAUUAUGGCGAUGAUAUAAAGGAGAAGCUGUUUUCUUUAUGCGAUGCCAACAGAGACGGCAAAGGUUUCAGGACCAGGGACCUUUUUCCUAUGGAAGUAGUUGAUAUGAUACUUGAGAACAAUGAAAAUGGAAACUACUGUGUUGAUACUAGUGAAUUAUUUCGACAAGACACCGAGAAAUUCUUCCCAGCUGGUAAUCAAGAAGAACUAAACGGCAACUUACGAUUGUCAGUGAGUACUGUUUGUAUUCCAAAUCCAUCUUGUGACACAUUUCAAACGAUUAGCGGUUCGAGUGGAACCGGUCAACUUUGUAAUUCUUCAACAGUUUACAACGUUGCCAAUACGAUCUCGAAUAACCUCAAAGACAACUGCAACAAUAUCCAAAGCAGUAGAGACUCUGUGUGUGUGGCAGUGAGCUCAGCGCCUAAUCUGAGGUCGUCUCUUGGAACGAGAAUAAGAGCGCCCAUUCAGAAAGUCAGUGAACAAGUGCUUAUUAAUCCGCUUCCGCCUGUCAGCAGACAAGUGCCAGUCGCUACAAACCGUCACAGUCAGGCAUCUGGCUUGUGCCCCAAUAUUGGCCUGGCACUGAGGUCAGCUGCAAACCCCACAUCAGCAGCAGCAAUAGCAGCAACAACAUCAGUUGCUGUAACAGAUGUCCAAGGAAUCACUGGAAACGAAACUCUCAUUAGACAGAUUCCUGCAGACGCAAAUACCAUUGGAAAUGAUCAGAUCUGCAACAGUCAAGUAGAAAAUAUAAGGAGUUCUCUUGGGACAACUCAGAAUCCAACAGCAGUUCAGAAUCCGGACCUUGGUCAUACGUUACCUGUAGGCUUUCCAAAAUUCUAUGCAAUCGCUGGUCAUCUGAGUAGCCCUGCAGAAAAUGUUCGCGUUCCUCUAGAGAAAACAGUCAACGGCGGGGUUAAUAGUGGCUCUGCUGUCGCUGUUGACAGACAACAGCAACAGCAGCAGCAGCAGCAACAGCAACCAGAGGCGGAAAAUGUGUUGCCAUUCAAUCCCGGUAAGACACGCCCCACUGAUCUGGUCGCUAACAGUAGCAACAACAGCAACAUCACCAGCAACAAUAACACUAUCGUCAAUAGUAGCAGUAGCAGUAGCAGUCACAGCAUUAAUAAUAAUAACAGCAGCAGCAGCAGCAACUGUAACAACACCCAGAGCGAGAAUACUAUCUGCGCCAGGCAGGAAAUUUUGGUGGGGAGACAAAACCAUGCUUACGAGGAUAGAACGGCCGGUGGGCUAGACGUGGAGAAGUCAGUAGCUGCACUGUCGAUUCCUUUACACGAAUCAAGCAGCCUUUUAUACGAGGCCGACCCCACGAACAGCGACAAUAACAACAGCCAAGUACAAUUAGACCGACAGCAAAGUUUGAUACUUCAACAACAAAUCAAUCAUCACCAUCAACAUCAUAAUCCUCACCAUCAGCAGCAGCAGCAGCAACAAUUAGACAGUAAUAUACUAGAUUCGUUACAUUUGGAAUCUGUUAACACGACUACAUCGCCGCCGCCGCCGCCGUUAUCGGAAACAGCUACCCGGGGACUAGGAGCUAUUAGCGCCAGCAAUGGCAGUUGUCCUGAUGUUACGGUGGGUGUGAACCAUGACACUAGUGCCGAAAGAACGAAAACAAUCACUACGAUUACUACUACUACCGACUCUACCACUAUCCCCACCACCACCACCACCACCACUAACAACGACAACAACAAAAACGACAACAAUAAUAACAUAGAAGUUUUGCUUCCGACCGCUGAUAUAGCGAGCGAGUCGCGACUGUCCAAAAUCCGUGACUCCCUCUCACAAACGGCUUGCCCGUCGUUGUUGGACGAUACGAUUGCCGUGUCCAGUUCACCUAGUGCCAACAAAGAAUUAAUAGAAGCUCUUUCCGCUAAAAUCCGUCAACGAAUGAACGACAAUAUUAAUACUUCGCCUCUCUCUUCUUCUCCUCCUUCUUCAUCUACUUCGUCUUCUUCUACUACUACUACUACUACUACCACCACUACAACUACUACUACUACCGCUACCACUACAACUACUUCUUCUUCGCCUUCUCCUCCUCCUCCUCCUCCUUCUAUUACUACUACAACAUCUUCCACUAUUGCUGCCUCGACCUCUCCGUCUUCUCCUCUUCCUCCUCCGUCUGUCUCUUCUUCCAUUCCCUCAACUUCUGUCUCUACGUCGUCUGCCUGCCCGCUUUCUUCUUCUUCUUCUUCUUCUCCCGCCUCCACCCCCGCCUUGAAUUCUAUUCCUUCUUCGACUUGUUCUACAACAUUAACAUCGACUUCUCGAAAUCCCUGUUCACCGAAUUCGACUGGUGUGGCCGCUGCAAUCGGAAAUAGUAACAACAACAUUAGCCUUAACAUCAACAACAUCAGCGGCGGCAACAAUAACAACAACAGAAUCAUCGCCCCGAUCGUCAGCGUCUCCAUAGACGACAGUCACAGCAGUAAUACUAAUAACCCUAAUAACAAUAAUAACAACAAUCAUAAUAACGACAGCUACAACAACCACAACCUUCACCACCGAAACAACAAGAACAACAACGAGGAAGAGAGGGUCGCAGGUGAAAGCAACAAUUGUGAGAAUUUGUUCUCAGCAGUUAUUGCGGCCGCAUCGCCGGUGAACCCUCUGGAACCAUCUCAUCACUUCCAAGUGCAUAACGGCUCCAUUUCUGUUCACUCCGAUUCCCAUCCCAACAUGGUGAUGGUCGACGGAUCUUUACACCAGCAUGGCGUCGACGACACCCAACACCAUAACCAACACCAUCACCAACAACAACAACAUCAACAGCAACAACAUCAACAGCAACAACAACAACAACAACAACAGCAGCAGCAGCAGCAGCAGCAGCAGCAACAACAGCAGCAGCAGCAGGUCAGUCAGUUGUACAAUUUGGAUAGUCUUGACCACACUGGCAGACUCCAUUAUGUGAAACAGGAAAGUUUUCUGGAUGAGUUCGGUGGCGGCGGUAGUAGCAGCAGUAGCUGCGCCGACCUCGCGGCGGCAUUCGAUCCCCACCGCUUGAACUCGCUGCCACCGGUCAGCUCAACAGCACUGAUGACCACCGCAUCGACUCCACCCGGAAGUGUAGACACAGGUGGUGGCGGGAAUGAUGGAGGUGGAGGCGGUGGUGGAGUAGGUGGAAACGUCAACGGAAAUGCGACUGCUGUCAACGGUGGUUUGAUCACCAACUCACAGGGUCAAUGCUUACAAGUACUGCAGCCAGUGCAAGUGCAGCAACAACAACAGCAUCACGCUGCAGCUACUCACGGUCUCCAAUUGCAACAACAACAACAACAACAACGCGCAACCGGACUAAACAAUAGUUACCAAGGCAAUGAUACUUACUUUAAUAACUUUUUCGGUCGUGGCACACUGGAUGGUAGCGGUCAAGGGUCACCGUACGACAACAGGGACAUCAUGAAUCGCCUAUUGAUGCAACCGGCACAUUACUUCAGCGACCAGACAGUGUAUUCACAGACUAUCUAUGGCAACAGCCUCCAGUCUCCAGACAGUGGAUACCAUGAAUGUAUGUCACCAACCGAUGUAAACACCAAUACGAUACGAUGUCUCAACUCUAUUGUUGCCAAAACACCCCUAUCUCAUCAGGCAUUCAAAGAAGCCCAAUCAGCGUUGGCCCCUGCCUAUGGAGGUGCUACAACAGGAGCGGCUGGGGCUGAGAUUAUUUCAGAGCAAAAACCCAAAUACCUUAAGAGACGCCGAUCACAAAGUACCGUGAACAUAAAAGGACAAAUCGCUGGGACUGAAAAAUUACAUGGAUCAAGUGUCGUUAUACCAAAAUUGUAAGUAGAUUUUUGAGAA